AGAAAGCAAUACCGGGACCCGAUAAUGAACUUGUUGAGCUCUUAUGGAGAAACGGGCAUGUUGUCAUGCAAAGCCAAACUAAUCGAAAACCUCAAGCAACGCUGAGACCCGAACCCCAGCCGAAACCUGUUGUCUCUGUGGUAAACUCAAGCAAUUUAAUGCAAGAAGAUGAAACUGCUUCAUGGUUCCAAUAUGCUUUCGAUUAUCCAUUAGAGAAAGAAUUGUGCUCGGAAUUACUCGAUGAAAUGCCUAUGGCAGAUGCUAUUGAUGCUAACAAACCGAACAAAGAAGUCAUCAGAGAUGCAGAGAAAAAUCCUUUCACAAUGCCUCCACCUAAGUCUCAAACUACACGUUUAGGUAAUUUUUCUCACUUCUCGAGGCCAAUGAGGGGCGAUGUGGGAGAAUCAUCAUCUAUUAGGACAGUAGGAUCGAGUGCUUGUGGGAGUAACCAAGUUCCAAAUCAAGGUGAUGUGAGCAACAAUUUGAGCAGGGGUGUAUUUGAAAAAAGGUCAAAAGGCAGAGGACCGAUGAUUUCGCUUCAAGAAGGAGUUCAUGCAAAUACAUUUGAUACUACUGUGACUUCUUCAUCCGGUGGGUCUGGUUGUAGUUUUGGGAGGACAACAGGGCAGCAGAGUACGAGCGAUCAGAACAACAAGAGAAAGGGGAGAGAUGCAGAGGAAUCUGAAUGCCAUAGCGAGGAGGCUGAAUAUGAAUCGAUUGAGGCUAAAAAGCACACUCAACGGCCUACAUCCACCAGAAAAAGCCGUGCUGCUGAAGUUCACAAUCUAUCGGAGCGGAGAAGAAGAGACAGAAUUAAUGAGAAGAUGAAAGCAUUGCAAGAACUCAUUCCUCAUUGCAACAAGUCAGACAAAGCUUCGAUGCUAGACGAGGCAAUUGAGUACUUAAAGUCGCUACAACUACAACUUCAGCUAAUGUGGAUGGGGAGCGGCAUGGCACCAAUGAUGUUUCCGGGCAUACAACAGUACAUGCCACGGGUGGGUGUAGGCAUGGGUCAUACUUCUAUUCCCCCCAUCAAUAACCCAAUGCAAUUAUCAAGAACCCCACUUGUCAAUCAUUCUAUGCCCUCAUCGGCUCCUUCGAACCAAAUGCCAAUGUGCCCAUCUCCGUCCUUGAAUCCAGCUAAUUUCCAAAAUGUCCAUCAUAUCCCAGAACCAUAUGCUCGGUACUUUGGCUUCUCCCACAUGCAACUGCCUCCCCAGGCUGUAAAUUUAUAUUCAUAUGGAUCUCAAAUGGUGCAACAGCAGAAUCAGACAGCAGCGGUUGCUGGAAGUAGUAGCUUGCCGACAUCUGGUAUUCCGAUGGAGAAUCUACAAAAUGGUCACUCUGGUUAACACAUCGUAAUUAUCGAUAAGGAACAUUUUGGAGUGUGAAGUUGAUGAUCUCCCCACUUUUAGAUGUAUCUCUCGAGGGAAUGUUAAUCUCGUAGUACUUUAUUGAGCAGAUAAAUUCAUGCAUAAUUGUAAUGAUCAAGUGUCUUUCUAUAGCUUUGUCAUCUAGGUUUUCUUCCUCAUUUCUUGACUAGUACAACCCCAUUCUUGUGUAAUUUUCAUUCAAAGAUUGCUGGAUUCAGCAACUGUAAAAAUAUUGUUUGUGAUGUACUAUCUGUUUCCUACAUAAGAGCUUUAGCGAGUUCAUAUUUCU
This is a messenger RNA of Asparagus officinalis (garden asparagus), 1662 nucleotides long. Its product is annotated as transcription factor PIF4-like. The coding region runs from base 66 to 1352 and encodes 428 amino acids. The record is from RefSeq and is a predicted model, not a curated record. Gene Ontology annotation, molecular function: protein dimerization activity; DNA-binding transcription factor activity. Gene Ontology annotation, biological process: regulation of DNA-templated transcription. Lineage: Eukaryota; Viridiplantae; Streptophyta; Magnoliopsida; Asparagales; Asparagaceae. The transcript has 8 exons.